AUGUCCACGACCAAUUCAAGCAAGGCCUGGGUGGUGAUGCCCUUGUACUAUUAUCCGCUGACGAAUACCACUUGGCAACCUCUCUAUGAUGCUAUCGCAGCUCACCCUGAUACCAACUUCCUCGUCGUAGUCAAUCCCAAUAGUGGGCCUGGCGACCUGCCGCUUCCCGGUCACGACUAUGUGCGCGAGGUGCCGCGCCUGAAUGCCUUUGCCAACGUCCGCACCGUCGGUUACGUUCGCAUCGACUACUGCCGGAAGCCUCUGCGCGAGAGCAUGGCAGAGAUCCGGCAGUUUGCUGACUGGGAGGUUGGCCACAACAUCCCAGGUCUUCAUGUGCAAGGUAUCUACGUCGACGAGACACCCAAUCACGUCUCCAAGGAGCGAUCUGAAUACCUUGAUGCCCUUCGCCUAUACAUCAAGCACGUGAAUGGUCUGAUGGGAGAUCGAACGGUCGUCCACAAUCCAGGCACACCUCCUGAGGGCGACCUUAGCUCGUUUGGUAAUCCCGACCUCGUAUGCAUCUCUGAGGAGCCUCACCAGUUAUACAUUGGCGAAGGUGUGCAGAAGAGAUUGGCCGAGCUUCCUCUUGAUCGUGCUCGGUCCAUCUACCAGAUCUCCGGUAUUCCGCGCGAGAAGAUACGGGAUGCUGUGCACGAAUUAUGCAAGCGAGGUCAGUAUGUCUUUGCUACUGACUUGGUGGAUGACUUUUAUGAGAGCUUUGGCCCAAGCUGGCAAGACUUUAUCUCGGCGGUUGACCAAUCUGAGAAAUGA
Pestalotiopsis fici W106-1 is the source of this 771-nucleotide messenger RNA. RefSeq lists its product as uncharacterized. Bases 1 to 771 code for a protein of 256 amino acids. The transcript is spliced from 3 exons. The record is from RefSeq and is a predicted model, not a curated record. NCBI's taxonomy places the organism in Eukaryota, Fungi, Ascomycota, Sordariomycetes, Amphisphaeriales, Sporocadaceae.